AUACAUUUAUCCGAUAGUCAAAAAAGAAAAAAAAGAACUUCUUGAAUACUCAGCUAGCUUUUAGGGCCAAUGAAUCCGACCGGCCCUGCCCAAUUUCUUGAGUAUCUCCCCGCUCUUAAACACUCUACAGCAUAGAGGUUUUCCGGCAGAACGAUCUCCGACUCACCUUUCCCGACAAUGAAGGAGGAGAAGAGGCUAAUAUCAAUUGGUUUUGAGGGUUCUGCCAAUAAGAUCGGCGUCGGGGUAGUAUCUCUCGACGGCGCAAUCCUCUCCAACCCCCGCCGCACCUACAUCACUCCGCCGGGACACGGCUUCCUCCCCCGCGAAACCGCCCAGCACCACCUCCAGCACGUCCUCCCUCUCGUCAAAUCCGCCAUGGAUACUGCCGGGGUAACCCCAGGAGACAUCGAUUGCCUGUGUUACACCAAGGGUCCCGGCAUGGGUGCACCCCUACAGGUCUCCGCUGUGGUCGUCCGCGUCCUAUCCCAGCUCUGGAAGAAGCCCAUAGUUGCCGUGAACCAUUGCGUUGCUCAUAUUGAGAUGGGGAGGGUUGUGACCGGGGCGGUUGACCCGGUGGUGCUGUAUGUCAGUGGAGGGAACACUCAGGUCAUAGCUUACAGUGAAGGGAGGUAUCGGAUUUUCGGCGAGACCAUUGAUAUUGCUGUCGGUAACUGCUUGGAUCGAUUUGCUAGGGUUCUGAAUUUGUCCAAUGAUCCAAGCCCUGGGUACAACAUUGAACAGCUUGCAAAGAAAGGUGAAAAGUUUAUUGAACUUCCAUAUGUGGUAAAAGGGAUGGAUGUUUCAUUUAGUGGAAUCUUAAGUUAUAUUGAAGCUACCACCGAAGAGAUGCUAAAAAACAAUGAGUGCUCCCCUGCAGAUCUUUGCUACUCGUUACAGGAAACUUUGUUUGCAAUGCUUGUGGAGAUCACAGAACGGGCGAUGGCACACUGUGAUAAGAAGGAUGUGUUGAUUGUUGGUGGGGUGGGGUGCAAUGAGCGACUGCAAGGGAUGAUGAGAACUAUGUGCGCAGAGAGGGGUGGGCAGUUGUAUGCAACCGACGACAGAUACUGUAUUGACAAUGGAGCCAUGAUUGCCUACACCGGACUCCUGGCUUAUGCUCAUGGAGCAUCGACCCCAAUGGAGGAAUCAACAUUCACACAGAGGUUUAGAACUGACGAAGUGCUAGCAAUUUGGAGGGAGAAGGAAUCUAUUAAAGGUACAAAAUGUAGUGCCGUGACAAAUAUCUAACCGAGCCUUUCAAGGUUCCCUCUACACCUUGACCUUUAUUUUUAUUUAUUUGUUUUCUUGCAAUUUGUUUUUCAAUUAUAGUGCAUGGCAAUUAAAACUAAAGCAUUCAACUUUUUAUCCAGUUCAGCAAUUCAUCAAGUAAAUUUCAGUUGAAAAG
Cuscuta campestris is the source of this 1405-nucleotide messenger RNA. The record is from the annotation of a GenBank genome assembly. NCBI's taxonomy places the organism in Eukaryota, Viridiplantae, Streptophyta, Magnoliopsida, Solanales, Convolvulaceae.